Messenger RNA from Mytilus californianus (California mussel), 4880 nucleotides. RefSeq names its product m7GpppN-mRNA hydrolase-like. Gene Ontology annotation, cellular component: cytoplasm; P-body. NCBI's taxonomy places the organism in Eukaryota, Metazoa, Mollusca, Bivalvia, Mytilida, Mytilidae. Gene Ontology annotation, biological process: nuclear-transcribed mRNA catabolic process, nonsense-mediated decay; deadenylation-dependent decapping of nuclear-transcribed mRNA. The transcript is spliced from 9 exons. Gene Ontology annotation, molecular function: RNA binding; manganese ion binding; 5'-(N(7)-methylguanosine 5'-triphospho)-[mRNA] hydrolase activity. The record is from RefSeq and is a predicted model, not a curated record. The coding region runs from base 43 to 1548 and encodes 501 amino acids.
AAAAUGUCACUUCCGGAUUUUUUUUCAUGAAAGACUACUGAGAUGGAAAAUCAGACAACUCUAAGUAAUACUCCAACAAUCAGUUCAUGUCCGAUUCCAGAAUACGUUCUUGACGACCUAUGUAGUCGUUUCAUCAUCAACAUACCGGAAGAAGAAAGACAGGAUUUAAUUCGAAUUUUCUUCCAGAUUGAGUUAGCUCAUUGGUUUUACUUAGACUUCUACUGUGCAGAGAAUUCAGAACUUAAAACUUGUGGAAUCAAAGAUUUCUCAUCUCAAGUAUUUAAGCACUGUCCUUUUCUGAGUGGACAUGCUGGAGAAGUGGAUAAGAUUUUGGAGAACUGGAAAUCCUACAAGAUGAGUGUGCCAACUUAUGGAGCCAUUAUCUUAGACCCAGAAAUAAAGCAUGUUUUAUUAGUACAAGGAUUUUGGACCAAAUCAAGCUGGGGAUUUCCUAAAGGCAAAGUAAAUGAGAAUGAACCACCAUAUGAUUGUGCUUGUAGAGAGGUGUUAGAGGAAACGGGUUUUGACAUCACCAAAUUGAUAGACAGAAAUGAAUAUUUAGAAAAUCAUUUCAAUGAUCAGCUGACCAGAUUAUAUAUAGUACCCGGAGUUCCCCUUGAUACCAAAUUUAAACCAAAGACCAGGAAGGAAAUAAAGAGUUUGCAGUGGUUCCCUAUGGAUGCAUUACCUGCACAUAAAAGAGAUAUGACACCAAAAAUGUUAAACAUGACACCAAAUAAUUUCUUUAUGGUUAUUCCUUUUGUGAAAAAUAUUAGGAAAUGGAUCAGAAAUAAACUGUUCCCACAAGAAACAGAUUCAGAUCCACAAGGACAUAUCAAUCUACAAAAACAGAUGAAAAACAGAGAUAGAGAGAAUAAAAAACUUAAACUACAACAGUAUUUUGCUCAGCAGUGCCAACAGGAAUACCAAGAGUUGUAUCCAUUGAAAGAUGGUCAACAGAACAGUACACGAUCAGUAUCUCCUAGGAAAGAUACAUUUUAUAAAUCUAGACAGCAAGUGUCACCUGUCCAACAAAAAACACCUAAAUUAUUGAACAGAGAUGGUACGAUAUCUGGGGGAGGGGGAACACCAAGAAGAAGUUUAGCAAGUCAGUUUGAUAAUCAGGGUUUAGCAUCAAAAGAAAGACCAGACUACAGACAGCCACAAGAAAAAUCUGACUUUUUCAACAGAAUGUUAGUGAAUCCAGAAUCUCCUUUAGAAUCUCAGGACAGAACUGAAUUCUCCAACCGUCCUACAAAGGAUCGGACAGAUCAUCAAAAACGUUACGACAGAGCUAACCAGAACAGACCAACAUAUAACAAACAAUUGUAUGAAAAGACAGGGAACCCCUUACAGGAUAGACAGAGACAAGCUCACAAUAGUCCGAGGCUGAAACCUCAUCAUACAGAUAAAAAUAGAUCAACUUUUACGAAACCUUAUGUUCAAGAUAAAAAAUUUGUCCCAAUAACUGAUCCUGAUGGACUUGGUUCAGAAACAUGGCUGAACUUUAAACUUGAUAUUGAUGCUGUUAUGUCUUGUUUAGCUUAAUGUGAAGUAAUACUUGAGUUAGCUUGUGCUAUCUACCAUGAUAGGAGGAUGAAUUCUUGUAUUGAACUUUAUUUUGAUGGAGAUGUUGUGACAAGCUGAGUAGUAUUUGUAUUUUUGUAACUGAUAGUGUGAUGAAAUGUAAAGUGCUAGUUAUUGAUACUGUAACUGUAGUAAAUACAUGAACUACACACAAAUGUCAGUAUCAUUUGUCAAAUGUGGCUGAUUAAGUUUUUGAAAAUUUAAUGCAUCUGAGGUAAUAUUUUAUGAAAUAUACACAAAAGUAUGAGUAGUAGUGGAUUUUUGGUAUAUGUCAUUUCAACAGCAAUCCAGCAACACUAAAACAACUACAGAUUUCUAUGGGCCAACAAUUGAUAAGUGUUUACACAACAUGAUAAGCACCAGACCCACCCAAGUUAAGCAAGCAAAGAAGAAAUCGCACAGACUACAUGUAUUAGAAUAUAUCAAGAUGUUUCUUGUGUUUAUCUUGCUCUAUUUACAUAUAGAUAAAAAUUACGGAUUUUCCAUUUUGAAUUUUCCUCAGAGUUCAGUAUUUUUGUGAUUUAACUUUUUAUCAGAGGCAAACAAAUAUUGAACAAGUCUAUAGCUUCUCAAUUUCUAGCUAAGAAAAUGUCACAUGAAUUUUAUCAUUUGAACUUGCAUGACAUUAUUGCUUACCACCUUUUCAUUUGCAACUAUGGUUAAGGAUGUUCGCGUGUCAUAUUUUGGAAUUUUUGUCAGAUUUUCUGAAUCCACUGGUUUUAUCCAUUCAUAUGCAUUAAAUUUUUUGGCCCAUUGACCCUCAUUUUUCUUUUUAUAAAUCUUUUACAUGUAUAAUAUAAGCCAUCUGUAAAAGUCUUACAAAAUCUUUGUUAUUUUUUAAUAGUUUUUGAGAGCUCAAGAGAAAGCAUUUUCCCGCCAAAAUUUCAAUGGCUAAUAUCUCGAAAACAAGCACAUUGACCUAUAUAUUUUUUUUGCUCUUUUGGUUCCUUUAUUUAUCCCCUUUCAAUAUACACUAGUGUUAUGAAAAGCUUGUUAUUUUGAAACUGGGUAGCGAACUUCCUUAAGUUAUUUAAGGUUACAAAUAAAAAAUUAAAUAGAAGAAAUUUGGUCACAACACAAAAAAAUUAUUUUACUUUUACUGUGAUUUAGGUUACAACAACUGACAUGCAUCAUUAUAUGUGUUGAACAUCCGCAGACAGGUUUGUGCUAUACUCUACAAUAAUGCAGUAACACACAUUGUUUGCAAAGAAAUAGCAUGAUAAGAAUCUUUAUUUUAAUCUAAUGAAAAACUUAAGUUGAAAUGUGUGUACUAGGAACUACUCUGAUUUCUACACAUCCAUUUAUUCCAUUAUAUGUUAAAGGUUGUAUGACAAAAGUCAAAAUAUUAUGAUAUUGGACUAAAUGUCAAAAUUAAGGUGCAUUUUGGCUGCUGAAUCCUAAUUAUAUCUGGGUUGCCCACACAACUUCGUCAUUAUAACAAGACAAUAUAAAAUUGUCAUACAAAUCAUAGGCUUAGCUAGCUAUAAAACCAGGUUUAACCCACCACUUUCUUCAGAAAAUGUUUGUAACAAGUCAGGAAUUUAACAGUUUUUUGCAGUGUUCUGUUGGUUUAUAAAGUGGAGCGUUUGGUUUUGUCAAAUUUUAUGGUAUUCCUCAUUUUUAACGAGCAUGCGACUUCUGUCGCAGAAAGCUCGAUAUAGGGAUAGUGAUCCGGCGGCGUAAACAUACUUAUUAAAAGCUUAAUAUUUCAGAAGGUAGAAGACCUGGAUCCUCCAUACUUUGUAUAUAGAUGCCUUAUGUUAUGAAGAUUCCGUCUAUCAUAAAUUAUGUCCAUUGUCCUUGAUCUUAUUUUCUUUGUUCAGUGACUACUUGAAAAAAAAGUUAAGAUUUUUUAGUAUUUUUAAUUUCUCUCUUAUUAUGAGUAAUAGGAUAACUAUAUUGAGUAUGUGCGUACCUUGCAAGGUCUGCAUGCCUGUCAAACAGUUUUCACUUGACCUCAUUUCAUGGAUCAGUGAACAAGAUUAAGUUUUUUUGGUCAAGUCUAUAUCUCAGAUACAAUAAGCAAUAGGUCUACUAUAUUCGGUGUAUGGAAUGAUGGUAAGGUGUACAUGUCUAACUGGCAGGUGUCAUCUGACCUUGACCUCAUUUUCAUUGUUCAGUGGUUAAAGUUAAGUUUUUGUGUUUUGGUAUGUUUUUCUAAUACUGUAUGCAAUAGAUCAACUAUAUUUAGUGUAUGAAAAUAUUUUACGAUGUACAUAUCAGUCUGGCAUGUUUUAUUUGCCCUUGACAUUAUUUUUAGGGUUCAUUCUCAAUGUUAUUUUUUUUUUUUUUUUUGUCUGUUUUUCUUAUACUAUUAGCAAUAGGUCAUCUACAUUUGGUGUAUGGAAUGAUUGUAAAGUGUAUAUGUCUGUCUGGCAAUUAUCAUCUGACCAUGACCUCAUUUUCAUGGUUCAUUGGUCAAUCUUAGGUCUUCCUGGAUAAGUUUGUUUCUUAGAUACUGUAUGCAAUAGUGCAACUAUAUUUAAAGCAUGUAAUGAUUGUAAGGUGUACAUGUCCGUCUGGCAGGCUUCAUCUGACCUUGCCUGCAAUUUCAUGGUUCAUUGGUCAAUCUUAAGUUUUUCUGAUUAUGUUUGUUUCUUAGAUACUAUGUGCAAUAGGUCAACUAUAUUUUAAGCAUAUUUGGUGUAUGGAAUGAUUGUAAGGUGUACAUGUAUUUCCAGAUGAGUUUAUCUGACCUUGACCUCAUUUUCUUGGAUCAUGUUAAGUUUAUGUGAUAGUUGUAGUAAAGCUUUGUAUUUUGGACUAUCGACAUAAAAUCAAUGGUUAUUAAAGAAGGCUAGACAUUUCAUUGUGUGCACUAUUGUUGAUUUACCUUGGAGUUUAGUUUUAUAAAUACAAUUUUAAGAUAACAUGAAAUAAAAUACUUUAUGUUUGUUGUUGCAAUAAGAAGAACAACUUAAUAAACUUUAUAUGCCAGGACUUAAGGGUGUGGAAUAUUUGUUUACUUUCGUCAUGUGAACAUUUUAUGAGUGUACAUACAAGUUUAUCUAGAUUCAGUAAAGUUUUAUGUUGUCCCUUUUUCAGAAUAAAAAUAUUAGUCUUUUACUUAUUAACGAUCCUUUCAUCUUCAGCAUUUGACGCACUGUAAGCUUAACAUGAAUUUCUGGAAGUUUUUUUUUUAAUUUAAUUUCUUAAAAUGUCAUUAGCUGUCAAAUUCAUGUUCACCAAUUUGUUUGAAAUUUUCAUAUUUGAAUUAUAACAUACUAAAAUGUAAAUCCAAAUCAUAAAGAUUCUAAAAUAAACAAUUUGCGAUGCAUGGAAUCGAUAAUAUG